AUGAAUCACGACACGUACUCUGGGCGUUACACGCCAACCUCGCCGUUGUCUCCAAGACUCCAUGCCAGCCAGCAGCCACUCUCGCCUCAGCCGACACGGGGUCGACCCGCACCACAUGCCCGGCAACCUUCCAGGAAUCUGCACAUGACGCUUCCUCGGUUUCAUCCUGCCAAUUUCGGCCACCUCGACUCACCAGCCACACCAUCUUCCUCCGUGCAGAGCCCAGCCAUUGGAUUGAAUCGGGUAACGCAACCCGUCGUGAUGGAGUCACCAAGACUGAUGCGUGAAAAGCAACGCGAGUUCAUCGAAAGGACUACGUUGUCGGCCAAGAUCGCGGCCUCCUCGAUGGGCAUCAAGCCUGGUGCACCACGAUUGGAUCCGUUGGGCAGCCCCAAAGGACCCGUCACGCCUCUGGCUCUCGAGGAAGGCGAUGACUACUUCCAAGUUGCCGGAGCAGGCAAAGUUUCGCCAGCAGGAAGCCCAGGUCCGGCAAGAAGUCCGCGGAGUGACGGCUCGCCAGAUAAGGAGGAAUCGAAGAAGAACAAGAAGGUCAGACAAGCUGAUGUCUAUCAAUGA
Cladophialophora bantiana CBS 173.52 is the source of this 576-nucleotide messenger RNA. RefSeq lists its product as uncharacterized. The coding region runs from base 1 to 576 and encodes 191 amino acids. Lineage: Eukaryota; Fungi; Ascomycota; Eurotiomycetes; Chaetothyriales; Herpotrichiellaceae. The record is from RefSeq and is a predicted model, not a curated record. The transcript has a single exon.